AGAAAAACACCCCUCUGCCUCUGCUGCUUACUACUACAGGGCUCUUAAGACAACCAUGAGUCAUCGCCGUGACGACCUGCCCUUGCCGUUACAGCAUGCAGACACCGACCUGCGCUCCGCUAAGAGGUGACUUUGAUACUCUCCACCCCCCACCCAACCCUGAUGAAUAUGCCAGGAUCUCAUGAUGACGACUGCUAACAGCACAGACCCUGGCUCCUACCUUGCCCCGAGUGCAGCUGAAGCAGCCAUCUACUCCGAGAUCACCUCCUGGACCGACGUCCCAGGCCGAGAUGACGUCAACAACACCCUCCUGCAACCAUUUCCCAACUUGACAGCAACGUGGCUGGCCUCUGGGAACAACAGCGGCGGUGGUGGUGGUGGUGGUAAUCCAGAGCAGACGUACGACCCCUGGGGUGGCUUCUCCAUCUGGCAGGUGGUCCUCAUCGUGAUCUUCACGGGUCUCCUCUCCCUGGUCACCAUCAUCGGCAACAUCCUGGUCCUCGUCUCCUUCAAGGUCAACCGUCAGCUCAAGACGGUCAACAACUACUUCCUCCUGAGCCUGGCCUUUGCCGACCUCAUCAUCGGGGUCAUCUCCAUGAACCUGUACACCACCUACAUCGUCAUGGGCCACUGGGCGUUGGGCAACUGGGCGUGCGACCUGUGGCUGGCCAUCGACUACGUGGCCAGCAACGCCUCGGUCAUGAACCUGCUGGUCAUCAGCUUCGACCGCUACUUCUCCAUCACCCGGCCGCUCACCUACCGGGCCAAGCGGACCACCAAGCGGGCGGCCUUCAUGAUCGCCCUGGCCUGGCUGGUGUCACUGGUGCUGUGGGCACCGGCCAUACUCUUCUGGCAGUACAUUGUCGGAGAGCGGACAGUGCCGCCGGAUAGGUGCGAAAUACAGUUCCUGUCGCAGCCCAUCAUAACCUUCUGUACCGCCGUGGCCGCGUUUUACCUGCCAGUGACUAUCAUGAGCAUCCUGUACUGGCGGAUUUACAAGGAGACGGAGAACCGAUCCAAGGAGCUGGCCGGGCUGCAGGGCUCGGGCGGGAGGUUAGGUGGCGAGCGGCCGCACUUCCACAUUCGCUCCAGCGGAGGGGGGAGCUCCAGGAGCUGCAGCAGCUUCGAGCUCGGCCGUCCGGCCCAGCGGCACAGCUCCAUGCUGGGCCUCUCCGGGCGCUUCCACUGCUGGUCGUGGAGGCCCGGGCACGGGCCAAGGCGGCGAGGAGGUCGCGCCGGCGAGGGAGACCAGGACCACAGCAGCAGCGACAGCUGGAACAACAAUGACGCCGGCGUCUCUGUCGACCACUCCGGCUCCUCGGACGAGGAUGACAGCACCAGCGCGCCCGCCACUCGUGCCAUCUUCUCCAUCGUGCUGAACCUGCCAGGCAUGAGGGCCGCCGUCAACUCCCAGGUCACGUCCUGCGAGGACCUUGACGCGGCAUCCGAGGAGGACCCCCUUCGGAUCGGAGAGGAGGAUGGCACGGAGACGGACAGCGUCUCGCAGUCUGUCAACAAUGGCAGCGGCAGCGAGGGCAGCACACUUCUAAAACACUUCUCCAAAAUGAAAGUCCAGUCGAUGCCUGCCAUACGCUCCUCUCCGACCAGCUCCGACGCCACUGCCUCGGCCGACACUAGCGCCAGCACCACCACCACCACCGCCACCAAAUCACCCUCCGUGCCCAUCUCUUUCAAAGAGGCAGCUAUGGCGCGUCGCUUCGCCGUGCGGGCGCGCAACCAGAUCACCAAGCGCAAGCGCAUGUCCCUGGUGAAGGAAAAGAAAGCAGCCCAGACACUGAGCGCCAUCCUGUUUGCCUUCAUCGUCACGUGGACCCCGUACAACAUCAUGGUGCUGGUCAACACCUUCUACCAGGACAGCAUUCCCCAGUCCAUCUGGGAAAUCGGCUACUGGCUGUGCUACGUCAACAGCACGGUGAACCCCAUGUGUUACGCCCUGUGCAACAAGACCUUCCGCACCACCUUCAAAAUGAUCCUGCUGUGUCGCUGGGAUAAGCAGAGGCGAGAAGGAAAGCAGCCGCUGCAGCAGAAACAGGCCGUCCGUUUCCACAGGAGGUUACCCAGGGACUCGACAUAA
Engraulis encrasicolus (European anchovy) is the source of this 2095-nucleotide messenger RNA. RefSeq names its product cholinergic receptor, muscarinic 3a (gene chrm3a). Gene Ontology annotation, cellular component: synapse; plasma membrane; dendrite. NCBI's taxonomy places the organism in Eukaryota, Metazoa, Chordata, Actinopteri, Clupeiformes, Engraulidae. Bases 182 to 2095 code for a protein of 637 amino acids. Gene Ontology annotation, molecular function: G protein-coupled serotonin receptor activity; G protein-coupled acetylcholine receptor activity. The transcript has 3 exons. Gene Ontology annotation, biological process: positive regulation of smooth muscle contraction; adenylate cyclase-inhibiting G protein-coupled acetylcholine receptor signaling pathway; saliva secretion. The record is from RefSeq and is a predicted model, not a curated record.